AUGUCGACUUCAUACGAUCGGUAUACCUGGCAUCAAACGAGCCCAGAGAUCUGGCAACGGGAUGUCGACGAAAUUGAGCUAUUUUAUUAUUCCCUGGCAAAGAGAUUUGAAGGGAGCGGUAGAAUGUUCUUUGCCAUGACCGGGCACCUGUCGCUGAGUGUCGAGCUUCACGGCCAGACCUCCGACGUUGCGCGACAACGGAUCAAGGCUGCGCUGAAGCGCGGAUGGCAAGCGCUCCGUUAUGAGCAUCCGACCAUUGCCUCGCAAGUCUCACACAAUGUAACUACGGGCCACGCAGUCAAGACCUACCACCUCUGCAACAGCAGUGAGAAACUCGACUUGUGGCUGGGGGAGACGUUGGUCGAAAUCCCUGGUGGACAAACUGGUGAAGAAUGGGCAAACAGCGACCCCCCUGCACCAAAGUUACCAACCAUGUUUCUGUUGGAACUCACCGAUAAUACUUCCGAUUUCACUACAACACGAAUUGAUCUAGUGUUCCGAUCCCCCCAUGAGAUCGUUGACGGUAUCGGCACUCUUCACAUGUUCAACAACUUUACGAAACUCGUCGCCAAUGCAUACAAGGACGGAGACGCCUUCAAGCUCCCCAGCCUCGAUGGCACAGAAACCGAGAAUCUGAGCCCGCCGUUCCGGGUGGCGGCAAGAGUUCCCUUUGAAUUGACAGAUCGCCAACAAAAGCACUUGGCGGAGCAGAAUGCCCACAAGGCCGCAGCCGGCAAGGACGAAGGAGACAUUAGAGUCAUCGGGCUUCACUUCGACGAGCAAGGGCCCAAAGUCCCAGGCGUCCACCAACGUGUGGCUCUCGAUUUCUCCCAGUCAGAAACAAAGUUCAUCUUGACCGCCUGCAAAAAGCUCGGUGCUACCGUGACGCACGCAUUCCACGCCGCCAUUGCCUUGUCCGUCAGGGACCUCCAGGAGCGAACAGCUCAUGCGCAAAAAGUCCGUUACGUCAAUUAUAUUCUUCGAAACGAGCGCAAAAGCUGCGACCCCCCGUACAACAGCCCGAGCCAUGCUGUCUCUGUUUAUCAUUCCGUCUCGGGCCGCGCCUUGACGGUGGACAUGGUCGUCCCCGCCGCCACAAGCACCACUGGGCCGGCCGACACGGCCCAAGAGUUUCAUUCCGCGGUGAACAAGAUAAAGGCCUUUUACAAUGAAGUCCGAGAUGACGCUGACCACUACGUCUUGUGUCUGCCGAUCUGGGCCGCAGGCAUGUCGGAACUGCCGCAAAGCACUUCUCCGCCCCCGAUCCCGGCUCCAAACGCAAAGCCGACCGUGUCAAUUUCCAGCAUGGGAUCUGUCGACAACAUUAUUGAGCAGAGGCACGGGGACAUUGCAGUCCAUAAUCCCUGGGUGACUGGAGAGGAGCUCGGGACCGGUCUUGGCUUGUUCCUGGGCACCUUUGAAGGGAAAUUGUGUCUCAGUGCAGCCUACAAUGAUGCCUGGCAUUCCAAAUACGAGGUUCUGGAUUUCUUGCAACGUUGUACAUAUACGGUUCGUGCUGGACUUGGGGCUUACUGA
Molecule: messenger RNA, 1536 nt
Organism: Pestalotiopsis fici W106-1
Lineage: Eukaryota; Fungi; Ascomycota; Sordariomycetes; Amphisphaeriales; Sporocadaceae
Exons: 1
Coding region: 1-1536 (511 amino acids)
Source: RefSeq, a predicted model, not a curated record